UCUUGCAGUGAUCUGUGUCUGUAAGCACGGAGUUUUCCGGUCUUCCAAAGUGGGAAGCAGGUGAAAAGCCCGGAGAGCUAAAAAUUACAACAGUCACAGGGUCGCCAGGGUCAGGUCAAAGUGACAUAAUCAAACGUCCAGACACGUCGACGCUACGAACCAUUUUUAAAUUUAUCGGGCAGCGAGCACGCUAACAUCAGAGCUAGCUUUGCUGGCUGGCUUGGUUCUACUUUGUCCAUUGGAAAGGCGGGGAAUACAAAGCGUCGUGCCAUCGCUAGCGGCACUGAUGUUCCUUUGAAUGUAUCCGCUACACCAGAGACUCAAGCAAGAGCCAACUUUACCUUGACUUUUUGGAAGAAUUCGGAAAUUAUCUGUCCCAGUACAUGGAUUAUCUGUGUUUCCGAGCGCUCUGCUGCAAAGGACCUCCCCCGCCCAGGCCGGAGUAUGACGUGGUGUGCAUUGGACUGACAGGUGCCGGCAAGACCAGUCUGCUCUCCCGCCUGUGCAGCGAAGCCACAGACAACAUCGUGCCCACCACAGGUUUUAGCAUCAAAGCUGUCCCAUUCCAGAAUGCCAUCUUGAACGUAAAGGAACUCGGAGGAGCCGACAACAUCAAGAAGUACUGGAGCCGCUACUACCAGGGGUCGCAGGGCGUGGUCUUCGUCCUGGACAGCGCCUGCUCGGAGGAGGACCUGGAAGUGGCGCGGGCGGAGCUCCACUCGGCCCUGCAGCACCCCCAGCUCUGCACGCUCCCCUUCCUAAUACUGGCCAACCACCAGGACAAGCCCGCGGCGCGCUCAGUGCAGGAGAUAAAGAAGUAUUUCGAGCUGGAGCCGCUGGCACGAGGUAAGCGGUGGAUUCUAGAGGGCAGCUCGGUGGACAACAUGGAGGCCGUGAGAGAGAGCUUCAGUCAGCUGAUCAGUCUCCUGGAGGAGAAGGAGACGGAGCCAGGAAGGAUAUGAGGGGAUCCCCCCGCAGGACAGUAAAGAGCUGCGGCCCACGUCGAAUAAGCUGUGCAGGCCGAGCGGCGGCCUCUCCCUACGCCUGGCGCAUCAAUGCGGGUGCAGGUGUCGUGGUGUUUUCAUCUCGGUUCCAUCUUUCUUACCGCAAACGACAAAACCAGAGAGCCUGGGGCCGAGUGCGGAUGCCAACGGCCACAUAUCCUCAUGGAGGAGAGCAAAUAUCAAGUUAAGCUCCCAAUUUGACAAAGAUACAGUUCCAAAAAGUAUUACGUAAAUUCUACA
Molecule: messenger RNA, 1244 nt
Organism: Megalops cyprinoides (Indo-Pacific tarpon)
Lineage: Eukaryota; Metazoa; Chordata; Actinopteri; Elopiformes; Megalopidae
Gene: arl15a
Product: ADP-ribosylation factor-like 15a
Exons: 5
Coding region: 384-962 (192 amino acids)
Molecular function (GO): GTPase activity; GTP binding
Source: RefSeq, a predicted model, not a curated record